AUGGCGAACCUCAUUCCUACGGUAGCCACCGUCGCUGUUCUCUUGAUCAUCACAGCCGCGACCAAUGCGUCUUUUUUCGCAAACGUAAGCGAGCCAUGCCACGAGGAACGGUACAACAUGAGAGACUGUGAGAUGUACAUUAUGGGAGAUGGUUGCCCAUGCGAGACAGAGCGGAUGAAGCCAUUCAAAAUGAGGUUAUUUACCUUACUUCUUGGGUUGCAGUGCUGCGAUCAAUUAAAGCAAGUACGUGAAGAAAGCCGAUGCGAAAAACUCCAAGCUAUUGCUGCGGAUCUACGUGAACAAGGGGUGAUAGCAAACGAAGAGUACGAGGGUGCAAUGCAGAGGGCAAGUAACAUUGGUUCUUCUUGUGGACAACGCCGCUGCGAUAUCCAAACAAUCUAGCUUAUUUAUGGUUCUGGUAAAAAUAAAGUUGUAUCAGUAGCCUGAGUGAGCAUGGCCGUCCGUUCAUGCAUGGUUGUGUAUGACAAUCAGUCGUAUUUUAA
Molecule: messenger RNA, 503 nt
Organism: Mercurialis annua (annual mercury)
Lineage: Eukaryota; Viridiplantae; Streptophyta; Magnoliopsida; Malpighiales; Euphorbiaceae
Product: 2S seed storage albumin protein-like
Exons: 1
Coding region: 1-402 (133 amino acids)
Molecular function (GO): nutrient reservoir activity
Source: RefSeq, a predicted model, not a curated record